This is a messenger RNA of Effrenium voratum, 1470 nucleotides long. NCBI's taxonomy places the organism in Eukaryota, Dinophyceae, Suessiales, Symbiodiniaceae. The record is from the annotation of a GenBank genome assembly.
AUGCUUCUCAAGCGACAAAAGCAAGCCGAAGAGACCCAGCAGAGGCAAAUCGCCCAAGAAAGCAAAGCCUUCUUGGAGGAGCAGCGGCUGUUGCAGAGGCAGCUCCUGGCGCAGCAAGAGGUCGGCGCUGUCGAGAUUCUUUGCCUCCCAGCACACUGCGUCAUUGCCAGAGGACAAUGGGCUCCUCGCAGCCGCGAGCGAGGCUGCGUGCACUCCCUGCUCCCUGACGCCUUUCGAGGAUGGCCUCAGGCUGACCGGCAAGAGACGCUGACCUGGAUGGCGCAGGCCUUCGAUGUUAUGAACUUCCCCGAGGGCUUCUUUUUUGAUACAGCUUUGCUACUUGACCGUUACUAUGCUGGCCUGCCAAAAGAGGACCAGACGAUAGAGGAGUCGCAGCGAACUCUGCUAGCUGCAGUUUGCAUGGCAAUCAAGACAGGGUCGACCGCCGACAAUCAAGUGCCACUUCGGCAGGUAGUGACGCACCUGGGUCAUGAUGAAGUACCCUUUGAAGAUGUUACAGCUGCCGAACUGGGCAUACUCCGGAAGCUCAGGUUUGAUGUGGGCACGCCUACCCCACGAGAUUUUCUUCAGGCCUUAAGCGUCAGACUCAAGAGCAAGCCUGUUGAGUGCCAAAGCCUGGCAGAGUUCUUGCUGCAGCUGUCGUUGGCAGACCCAGCACUGCACUACAGGUACCCGCAUGCUUUGCUCGCGGCAGCUGCACUGUUGCUCGCUUUGUCCUGUGCGGGGGCGAAUUCGACCACACACGCCAUUGUGCUUGAAGACUUGGUUCUUUGUGAGGAUUUGGACAGCUCCAUGCUGGCUCAGUGUAGCAGGGAGCUGCACUCUUUAUGGACACUGAGCUGCAGCCAGGAGCAGAAUAUGUACAUUUAUUGCUUGCGGCUGAAGUUUGCCAAGGGUAGUUUCCACGGAGUUUCUUUGCUACGACCUCCUCUGACAGCUUUGCUGCUUCCAGAAGCCCCACGGCAAGGAUUCAGGGAGAUUUGGAGACGUUCAGCGACCCAAGCACAACCUACAGCGGAAGCAACCCUUGCACAGGACGAGAUCGAAGAAGCAGCACAAGUCGUGCAGCAAAGCUUAGACGGUGACAAGCCACAAAGCCGCCGCACGCUGGAAACAUGCGGGCUUGGCGAAUGCGAGGCUCGUACUAGCUUGCGAGACUCAUCGUCUUGGGUGGCAUCACUGGCCGCUAGGCUGCGUAGACUUGCUGACCAGUCCUGGAAGGUCCGCUGCAUCUUAGCAGGUCACGGCUGGUAUCGAGACCACUUCAGGAGGCCGCCAGACCGCGAGCGACUGCAGCGAGAUUUGCUGCGUGCCAAGGGAAACCGAUCGUCACUUUGCAUGGUGACGGAUCGGCUGGCCGUGGAAAGGCGACCCCGCGCAGCUUCGUGUGGGCAGCGACUAUGCAGGCCCUCUGCAGCUCUGACAGGUGUUUUGGUGCAGUCUCCCUGA